AUGGAGGAUGGCAAUGACAAUAAUUAUCGAAGAAAAAGGAGUCCCCCGCCAACAAACAUAGCAGAAAACUGGUUCCGAUACUUCCAGUACGACCCCGACAAUGACCUUCCGGGUGAUGUGCGGAACAUCCUGCUGAUCAUCGCUACUCUGAUUGCGACUAUCACAUUCCAGGCAGGCGUGAACCCUCCUGGCGGGGUAUGGCAAGACAAUGAAGAUAGCCACUCGGCCGGCAUGGCAAUCUACGCAUCUCGUCAAAUUGCCUUUUAUGUGUUCUUGAUCUCCAACACUUUCGCGCUCUCCACUUCUCUACUUGUCAUUGUCUAUCUCACUUACAAGUUCCCACUCCACCCUGAGAUAUGGGUGGCUACGGCCUCGAUGAUGGUGACAUAUGCGUCGGCAAUCUUUGCCGUGACGCCACAUGAGUCGGUGAGGUUCCGCUAUGUGCUGCUCGCAGGGGCGCUGCCAGUGAUAUGUCGGUGCGUAUUCCAAGCGUAUGGGAAGUUCUGCCGCACGAAAGGAACCGAACAGUGAGGAGCAUCACACAAUAAUCGGACCAAGCAGGAAGGAGUGCCGGACAACGCCCAAGGGUGAUAAAAUGAGACAAGGAGUUGCUUCCGUUUAGUAUGUGUGAGGUCUUUGUUUUCGAGUUGCUUCCGUUUAGUAUGUGUGAGGUCUUUGUUUUCGAGUUGCUUCCGUUUAGUAUAUGUGAGGUUUUUGUUUCUUUCCCCAUGCUAAAG
Eucalyptus grandis is the source of this 737-nucleotide messenger RNA. RefSeq lists its product as uncharacterized. The coding region runs from base 1 to 531 and encodes 176 amino acids. NCBI's taxonomy places the organism in Eukaryota, Viridiplantae, Streptophyta, Magnoliopsida, Myrtales, Myrtaceae. The record is from RefSeq and is a predicted model, not a curated record. The transcript has a single exon.